Entamoeba invadens IP1 is the source of this 945-nucleotide messenger RNA. RefSeq names its product cysteine proteinase 3 precursor, putative. The record is from RefSeq and is a predicted model, not a curated record. Gene Ontology annotation, cellular component: lysosome. Gene Ontology annotation, molecular function: cysteine-type endopeptidase activity. Lineage: Eukaryota; Evosea; Mastigamoebida; Endamoebidae. The coding region runs from base 1 to 945 and encodes 314 amino acids. Gene Ontology annotation, biological process: immune response. The transcript has a single exon.
AUGUUCUGUUUGCUCAUUGCGAUAGCAGCUGCUGCUGAUUUCAAUGCUUGGAAAUUGGCCAACAAGAAGCAUUUCUCACUUGCUGAGAAUUUGAGAAGACGUGCCAUUUUCAACAAGAAUGCCAAAUUUGUUGAAGCAUUCAACAAACAACACAGCUUCGAGUUGUCAGUUGACGGCCCAUUUGCUGCACAUACCAAUGCUGAGUAUCAGGCCAUGUUGAAACCAAUUCAUUAUGAACCAUUCACUGGAAAGUCUGAAGUUCCAAAAUCCGUCCCAGAAUCAGUUGAUUGGAGAGCACAAGGAAAAGUCCCAGCUGUUAGAGAUCAAGCUCAAUGUGGUUCAUGCUACACUUUCUCCGCUUUGGCUUCAGUUGAGAACAGACUCCUCAUUGCCGGAUCCAAGAGAUUCACAGUUGAUACCAUGGAUCUUUCUGAACAACAAUUGGUCGACUGCUCAACAUCAGUUGGAAACAAUGGAUGUUCUGGUGGAUCUCUUGUUAUGACUUUCAGAUACAUCAAGACCAACGGAAUCAUGGCUGAAUCUGACUACAAAUACACUGCUACUGAAACCACCUGCGCCUAUGACAAAACUAAGGUUGUUGCUCACAUCUCUGGACAAAAAUCAAUUGCUCAAGGUGACGAAGCUGCUUUGACCGCUGCCGCUGUUGAAGGUGUUGUCUCAGUUGCUAUUGAUGCUUCUCGUGCUUCAUUCCAAUUGUACAAGAAGGGUGUCUAUGACGAGGCUAAAUGCUCAUCAACUCAAUUGGACCACGGAGUCGCUGUUGUUGGAUAUGGUGUUCAAGACGGAUCUGACUACUACAUCGUCAGAAACUCAUGGGGUGCUUCAUGGGGUUUGGACGGAUACAUUUUGAUGUCAAGAAACAAAAAUAACCAAUGCGGUAUCGCAACAGGCGCUGUUUAUCCAACUGGUGUUGCUGAUGCUUAA